This is a messenger RNA of Euleptes europaea (tarantolino), 404 nucleotides long. It is a transcript of the gene ATP6V0E1, whose product is annotated as ATPase H+ transporting V0 subunit e1. Gene Ontology annotation, molecular function: proton-transporting ATPase activity, rotational mechanism. The record is from RefSeq and is a predicted model, not a curated record. Gene Ontology annotation, cellular component: proton-transporting V-type ATPase, V0 domain. NCBI's taxonomy places the organism in Eukaryota, Metazoa, Chordata, Lepidosauria, Squamata, Sphaerodactylidae. Gene Ontology annotation, biological process: proton transmembrane transport. The coding region runs from base 13 to 258 and encodes 81 amino acids. The transcript has 4 exons.
AAGGACGCGGCCAUGGCGUACGGCGGCCUUGCGGUGCCGGUCACCGUCAUGACUGUUUUCUGGUUGGUGGUCGGUGGGGUCCUCCCGUGGUUCGUGCCGAAAGGGCCUAACAGGGGUGUUAUCAACACAAUGCUGGUGACGUGUUCUGUUUGCUGCUACCUCUUUUGGCUGAUUGCAAUCCUGGCUCAGCUCAACCCUCUGUUUGGACCACAGCUAACCCGUGAAGCGAUCUGGUAUCUUAACUUUCACUGGCACUGACAAUGUCCACGUCUACUACAGUGGGCUAUGAAUUUGUAACGCUCCAAUGAUCCAAAGGUGCCUUUAAUGUACUCUGAACCAUCCAGGACUACUUUAAUGUCUUACUACUUGAUCUGUUCCCAAAAAAAUUGCUUAAAACACUUCCU